AUGUCUUUUUGCUCAUUUUUUGGUGGCGAGGUCUAUAAAGACCAUUUCAAACCAGGUGAGUAUUUCUGUGACUAAGCAAAUUUCUGCUUUGAUUGGUGUUGUAACUUGCUCUUGUUUCAGGAUUAAAUACUACAGGCAAAUCGGUUAUUUAAUCUGCAGGUUAGGCUACUACUCUUGUGUUAUACAAGGUUUGUAUAAAAACCUCACUACAUCUAAAAUAGCCAUUACAUUUGUUAUAAUGCAAUUUAAAUAUCUUGUUACAUACAUAAUGUGUAUCUUUCCUUAAUGAAUACUUAACCCUCUACACCCCUCUACCUGGUUCCCUCCAGGUAUGUAUGUGUGUUCUCAGUGCAACAACCCGCUGUUCUCCAGCAGGUCUAAGUUCCCCCACUCCUCCCCGUGGCCUGCCUUCACUGAGACCAUCAAAGAGGACAGUGUCACCAAGAUGAUGGAGUCACUCACAGCCUUCAAGGUAGGCUGACUCUCCUAGAGACUUACAUGACUAUCCUAGAUUGUGCCUCUUAACACAAUCUUAAAUGGCUGUAAAUAUCAGAGUUGACCUUUUAAUGGGAUAGUUCACCCCAAAAUCACAGUGUCUCUUCCUACCUCAAUAGUGGUGUAAUGUUGUGGUAAUGGUGUCCAGGUGCUUUGUGGGAAGUGUGGUAACGGACUGGGCCAUGAGUUUGUCAACGACGGUCCAGAGGAAGGCAUCUCGCGCUUCUGA
Molecule: messenger RNA, 724 nt
Organism: Coregonus sp. 'balchen'
Lineage: Eukaryota; Metazoa; Chordata; Actinopteri; Salmoniformes; Salmonidae
Source: the annotation of a GenBank genome assembly